AUGGGUGCCCCGAGAGGGUGCCCAGCGCUGCUGUGGGCCCUUGUGGCCCUGCUCUCGGCGGGCACGGCAGAGACCCAGGACGGCGGGCAGCAGAGCGGGACGAGUCAGCGGCCUGAGAUGACUGGUCAGAGGCGGCUGCUCCCCGCCCGGCCACAUUCCCGGUGUGACCUGGCUCCCUCCACAGCCCGGCACCUGACCUUCAUCCCGCCCGUCACUGUCUUCCCCACCAUGAGCCCCUUGAACGCAGCCCACGGCGGGCGGGUGUGCAGCACGUGGGGCGACUUCCACUACAAGACCUUCGACGGCGACGUCUUCCGCUUCCCCGGGCUGUGCAACUACGUCUUCUCCGCGCACUGCGGCUCCGCCUACGAGGACUUCAACCUGCAGCUCCGCCGCGGCCUGCUGGGCUCCAGACCCACCAUCACCCACAUUGUCCUCAGAUCACAGGGGCUCGUGCUGGAGGUCUCCAACGGCUCGGUCCUCAUCAACGGGUGGCGGGAGGAGCUGCCCUACAGCCGUGCCGGCCUCCUGGUGGAGCGGAGCAGCGCCUAUGUCAAGAUCAACGUCCGGCUGAUGCUGACCUUCAUGUGGAACGGAGAGGACAGCGCCCUGCUGGAGCUGGACCCCAAGUAUGCCAACCAGACCUGUGGCCUGUGCGGCGACUUCAAUGGGCUCCGGGCCGUCAGUGAGUUCUACGCCCACAAUGCCAGGCUAAGCCCGCUACAGUUUGGGAACCUGCAGAAGCUGGACGGGCCCACGGAGCAGUGCCAGGACCCCCUGCCCUCCCCUGCUGCUGACAACUGCACAGACGAGGAGGGCGUCUGCCGCCGCGUCCUGCUGGGCCCCGCCUUCGCUCCCUGCCACGGGCUGGUGGACGCCGAGGUGUACGUGGCCGCCUGCACCCAGGACCUGUGCCGCUGCCCCUCCUGCCCCUGUGCCACCUUCGCCGAGUACUCCCGCCAGUGUGCCCACGCUGGGGGUCAGCCGCAGAACUGGAGGGGCCCCGACCUCUGCCCCCAGACAUGCCCCCUGAACACUCAGCACCAGGAGUGCGGCUCGCCCUGCGUGGACACCUGCUCUAACUCCGAGCGCUCCCAGCUGUGCGAGGACCACUGCGUGGACGGCUGCUUCUGCCCCCCAGAUACGGUAUUGGACGACGUCACCCACACCGGCUGCCUGCCCCUGCGACAGUGCCCUUGCACCCACGGCGGCCGCAUCUACGACCCUGGGGCCUCCUUCAACACCAGCUGCAGCUCCUGCACCUGCUCCGGGGGACUUUGGCAGUGCCAGGACCUCCCGUGCCCGGGCACCUGCUCCGUCCAGGGCGGGUCUCACAUCUCCACCUACGACGAGAAACUCUACGACGUACACGGGGACUGCAGUUACGUCCUCACCAAGGUAUGUGCGGACAGUGCGCUCGCCAUCCUGGCCGAGCUGCGGAAGUGCGGCCUGACGGACAACGAGAACUGCCUCAAAGCGGUGACGCUGAGCUUGAACGGAGGGGACACGACCGUCCAGAUCCAGGCCAAUGGCGGGGUGUUCGUGAACUCCAUCUACACCCAGCUGCCCGUGUCUGUGGCUGACGUCACGGUCUUCAGGCCAUCAUCCUUCUUCAUCCUGGUGCAGAUGGGCCGCUGGCUGCAGCUGCAGGUGCAGCUGGUGCCCCUCAUGCAGGUGUUCCUCUGGCUGGACCCCGCCUACCGUGGCCAGAUGUGUGGCCUGUGUGGGAACUUCAACCAGAAUCAGGCUGACGACUUCCGGACGGUCGGUGGAGUGGUGGAGGCCACGGCCGCGGCCUUCGCCAACACCUGGAAGACCCAGGCCUCCUGCCCCAACGUCAAGAACAGCUUUGAGGACCCCUGCUCCCUCAGCGUGGAGAAUGAGAACUACGCCCAGCACUGGUGCUCCCUGCUGACCAGCCCUGCCGGGCCCUUCUCGUCCUGCCACUCGGUCCUCAGCCCUGGGCCCUUCCACUCGAACUGCAUGUUUGACACCUGUAACUGUGAGAAGAGUGAGGACUGCAUGUGUGCGGCCCUGUCCUCCUACGUCCGGGCCUGUGCCGCCCGGGGCGUGCUGCUCAGCGGCUGGCGGGACAACGUGUGCACCAAGUAUGCGAGCAGCUGCCCGAAGACCCAGAGCUACGCCCACGUGGUGGAGAGCUGCCAGCCCACCUGCCGCUCCUUGAGCCAGCCUGACAUCUCCUGUGACGUGGCCUUCGUGCCUGUGGAUGGCUGCAUCUGCCCGCUGGGCACCUUCCUGGAUGAUGCGGGUGACUGUGUCCCUGCCGAAGCCUGUCCCUGCUACUUGCGUGGCACGGUGGUGGCUCCGGGGGAGGUGGUUCAUGACAACGGCGUGGUGUGCUCGUGUGUGAGCGGGAGGCUGAGCUGUCUGGGGGCCACGGAGCAGAGCACAGGGUGUGUGGCCCCCAUGGUGUUCCUGGACUGCAGCAACGCCUCCGCGGACGCGCCGGGAGCCGAGUGCGUGCGAAGCUGCCACACCCUGGACGUGGACUGUUUCAGCACCCACUGCGUGUCGGGCUGCGUCUGCCCCGUGGGGCUGCUGUCCGACGGGAGCGGAGGCUGCGUGGCCAAGGAGGACUGCCCUUGCCUGCACAACGAGGCCGCCUACAAGCCUGGGGAGGUCAUCAAGGUCGACUGUAACACCUGCACCUGCAGGGGCCGCAGGUGGGAGUGCAGCGACCGGCCCUGCCUGGGCACCUGCGUGGCCUACGGGGACGGCCACUUCCUCACCUUCGACGGCGAGCGCUACAGCUUCGAGGGGAGCUGCGAGUACACGCUGGCACAGGACUACUGUGUGGGCAGUGACGCCGCCAACGGGACCUUCCGCAUCGUCACCGAGAACGUGCCCUGCGGGACCACGGGCGUCACCUGCUCCAAGGCCAUCAAGAUCUUCCUGGGGAGCUACGAGCUGAUCCUGCACGAGGGCACCCACAAGGUGCUGCAGAGGGGGCCGGGCGGAGACCUGCCCUACAGGGUCCGCUACAUGGGCAUCUACCUGACCGUGGAGACCCACAGUGGUGUGGUCGUGUCCUGGGACCGGAAGACCAGCGUGAUCAUCCGGCUGCGCCAUGAAUACAAGGGGAGGGUCUGCGGGCUGUGCGGGAACUUUGACGACAACGCCCUCAACGACUUCACCACGCGGAGCCAGUCCGUGGUGGGCGACGUGCUGGAGUUUGGCAACAGCUGGAAAUUCUCCCCAUCCUGCCCGGAUGCUCUGGCCUCCAGGGACCCCUGCACUGCCAACCCGUACCGCAAGUCCUGGGCCCAGAAACAGUGCAGCAUCAUCAAUAGCGCAACCUUCAGCGCCUGCCGGUCUCAGGUCGAUUCCACCAGGUACUACGAAGCCUGUGUGAGCGAUGCCUGUGCCUGUGACUCAGGGGGCGACUGCGAGUGCUUCUGCACGGCUGUGGCUGCCUACGCCCAGGCCUGCCACGAAGCGGGUGUGUGCGUGUCCUGGCGGACCCCGGACGUCUGCCCUCUUUUCUGCGACUACUACAACCCGCAUGGGGAGUGCGAGUGGCAUUACCAGCCCUGUGGGGCCCCCUGUCUGAAAACCUGCCGGAACCCCAGUGGGCUUUGCCUGAUGGACCUGCCAGGCCUGGAAGGCUGCUACCCGAAGUGCCCGUCCAGCAAGCCGUUCUUCAACGAGGACCAGAUGAAAUGCGUGGCCCAGUGCAGUGGCUGCUACGACGAAGACGGGAACUACUAUGAUGUUGGCAAGAGGGUUCCCACCACGGAGAACUGUCAGAGCUGUGACUGCACCUCCAGCGGCCUCCAGUGCAUGCACAGCCCCGAAGCCUGUACGUGCACCUAUGAGGGCAGGACCUAUGCCUACGGGGACGUCAUCUACAACACAACCGACGGGCUGGGCGCCUGCCUGAUUGCCAUCUGCAGAGACAAUGGAACCAUUGUCCGGAGGGCCUUGGAGUGCCCUGGAACCCCAACUACAACACCCUUCACCUUCACCAGCACGGCAGCUCCGCCCUCCACCACGGGCUUGGUCCCCACCCUGUCCACUGUGUGUGUGUGGAAGGUCUGCCACUGGUCCGACUGGUAUGAUGGAGGCCAUCCAGAGCCAGACAUGAGUGGGGGAGACUUUGAAACAUUCGAGAACCUGAGGCAGAGGGGCUACCAGAUCUGCCUGGCCCCCGCAGACAUUGAGUGCCAGGCGCAGCUCUUCCCAGGCAUGCCCCUGGAGAAGCUGGGCCAGAAGGUGGAGUGUAGCCGGGGCAAGGGGUUGACUUGCCUCAACAGCGAGCAGAGCCCCCCACUCUGUCUCAACUAUGAGCUGAGGGUCCUCUGCUGUGACUAUGUGCCCUGUGGCACCAGCCAGCCUCCAUCCUCCCAGACAUCGGCCACCUCCACCCAGACCACGUCUGCUCUAGGAACCACCCACCCAACCACGGCAGUGCCCACCUCGCAGACCCCAUCCACCAAGCUUACCACAACCACGACCCCAGAGGGCAGCAGCUCUGCGUUCCCAGCCACCACCACCUGUGAUCCUCACUGUCGCUGGACAGAGUGGUUCGACGUGGACUACCCGAAGUACGAGGAGGCUGGGGGCGACUUCGAGACCUACGAGAAGAUCAGGGGCGUGGGCGGGGCUGUGUGCGAGCAGCCCCAAGAUAUAGAGUGUGAGGCUGAGAACUACCCUGGCCAGAAACCGGAGGAGGUGGGCCAGCGAGUGCACUGCGACGUCCGCUUCGGCCUGGUCUGCAGGAACGACGAGCAACUGGGCCUGUUCAAGAUGUGCUACAACUACAGAAUGCGUGUGCUGUGCUGUAGGUACAGCCACUGCAGGGUGCCCACGUCCACCACGUCCCCCACGGCCACGGCCUCCCCCUCCACAGCCACUGCUGCCACGGCCACCACUGCGACGGUGCCCACGGCCACCACUGUGACUGCCACCACGGCGACAGUGCCCACAGCCAGCACCUCCAUAGUCACUGCCACCACUGCGACAGUGCCCACGGCCACCACUGUGACUGCCACCACUGCUACAGUGCCAACAGCCACCCCCUCCAUAGUCACGGCCACCACUGCAACAGUGCCCACGGCCAGCACCUCCAUAGUCACUGCCACCACUGCGACAGUGCCCACGGCCACCCCCUCCAUAGCCACGGCCACCACUCCCACAUUGCCCAUGGCCACCACUCCCACAGUGCCCACGGCCACCACUGUGACUGCCACCACGGCGACGGUGCCCACGGCCACCACUGUGACUGCCACCACUGCUACAGUGCCAACAGCCACCCCCUCCAUAGUCACGGCCACCACUGCGACAGUGCCCACGGCCACCACUGUGACUGCCACCACUGCUACAGUGCCAACAGCCACCCCCUCCAUAGUCACGGCCACCACUGCGACAGUGCCCACGGCCAGCACCUCCAUAGUCACUGCCACCACUGCUACAGUGCCAACAGCCACCCCCUCCAUAGCCACGGCCACCACUCCCACAUUGCCCAUGGCCACCACUCCCACAGUGCCCACGGCCACCACUCCCACAGUGCCCACGGCCACCACUCCCACAGUGCCCACGGCCACCACUGUGACUGCCACCACUGUGACAGUGCCCACAGCCACAACUGCAACUGCGACAGUGCCCAUGGCCACCCCCUCCAUAGCCACAGCCACCACUGCUACAGUGCCCACAGCCACUGGCAUCACCUCGACAGCCACCAUCUCUACAGUGGCCACCUCCACUGCCACCACUGUGACAGUGCCCACGGCCAGCACCUCCAUAGUCACUGCCACCACUGCGACAGUGCCCACGGCCACGCCAUCCACAGUCACGGCCACCACUGCGACAGUGCCCACGGCCACCACUGCGACUGCAACAGUGCCCACGGCCACCCCCGCGACUGCAACAGUGCCCACGGCCACCCCCUCCAUAGCCACGGCCACCACUGCAACAGUGCCCACAGCCACCACUGUGAGUGCCACCACUGGGACAGUGCUCACGGCCACCACUGCGACUGUUGCCACUUCGACAGUGCCCAUGGCCACCACUGGGACUGCCACCACUGCCACAGUGCCCAUGGCCACUAGCAUCACCUCGACAGCCACCAUCUCUACAGCGGCCACCUCCACUGCCACCACAGCUACAGUGCCCACGGCCAGCACCUCUAAAACCACAGCCCCCACUGCCUCUGCCAUCACUGCUACAGUGCCCACUGCCUCUACGGCCUCCAGCACCACCUCCACUGCUGUGCCAACAACCACACAGACCAGAACACAGAUGGGCAGCACAGGGGUUACCGGGUCCCCUGCCAGCAGUGCCACACCAGUGCCUGCCUUUUCCACGGGACUCACGACCCGAGUGACAUACUCGAGUCCAGGCCACACAGGCACACCCCCAUCUCCUCCAAGAUCCACAGGGUCCACCACCCCGGGGACAGCCACGUCGGUCCUCCCGACUCAAAAACCCUCACAGGAGCCCACCUCGGUGUUGACAACGACUCAAACCUCCACAGCUCGGCUGCCGACAGAAACAUCCCUGAGCACAACAGGCACCCCUCCCACCAGCAUGCUUCCCACCCAGCUCCCCAAGACCGGCACCCCAGCCCUGACUACGGCCACCACAGGGGCCUCCACCAGCCAGGGCACGACCAUCUGUGAACGUAAGUGCCAGUGGACAGAGUGGUUCGACGUGGACUACCCAAAGUACGAGGAGGCUGGGGGCGACUUCGAGACCUACGAGAAGAUCAGGGGCGUGGGCGGGGCUGUGUGCGAGCAGCCCCAAGAUAUAGAGUGUGAGGCUGAGAACUACCCUGGCCAGAAACCGGAGGAGGUGGGCCAGCGAGUGCACUGCGACGUCCGCUUCGGCCUGGUCUGCAGGAACGACGAGCAACUGGGCCUGUUCAAGAUGUGCUACAACUACAGAAUGCGUGUGCUGUGCUGUAGGUACAGCCACUGCAGGGUGCCCACGUCCACCACGUCCCCCACGGCCACGGCCUCCCCCUCCACAGCCACUGCUGCCACGGCCACCACUGCGACAGUGCCCACGGCCACCACUGUGACUGCCACCACUGCUACAGUGCCAACAGCCACCCCCUCCAUAGUCACUGCCACCACUGCGACAGUGCCCACGGCCACCACUGUGACUGCCACCACUGCUACAGUGCCAACAGCCACCCCCUCCAUAGUCACGGCCACCACUGCAACAGUGCCCACGGCCAGCACCUCCAUAGCCACGGCCACCACUCCCACAUUGCCCAUGGCCACCACUCCCACAGUGCCCACGGCCACCACUGUGACUGCCACCACUGCUACAGUGCCAACAGCCACCCCCUCCAUAGUCACGGCCACCACUGCGACAGUGCCCACGGCCAGCACCUCCAUAGUCACUGCCACCACUGCGACAGUGCCCACGGCCACCCCCUCCAUAGCCACGGCCACCACUCCCACAUUGCCCAUGGCCACCACUCCCACAGUGCCCACGGCCACCACUCCCACAGUGCCCACGGCCACCACUGUGACUGCCACCACUGCGACAGUGCCCACAGCCACAACUGCAACUGCGACAGUGCCCAUGGCCACCCCCUCCAUAGCCACAGCCACCACUGCUACAGUGCCCACAGCCACUGGCAUCACCUCGACAGCCACCAUCUCUACAGUGGCCACCUCCACUGCCACCACUGUGACAGUGCCCACGGCCAGCACCUCCAUAGUCACUGCCACCACUGCGACAGUGCCCACGGCCACGCCAUCCACAGUCACGGCCACCACUGCGACAGUGCCCACGGCCACCACUGCGACUGCAACAGUGCCCACGGCCACCCCCUCCAUAGCCACUGCCACCACUGCGACAGUGCCCACAGCCACCACUGUGAGUGCCACCACUGGGACAGUGCUCACGGCCACCACUGCGACUGUUGCCACUGCGACAGUGCCCAUGGCCACCACUGGGACUGCCACCACUGCCACAGUGCCCAUGGCCACUAGCAUCACCUCGACAGCCACCAUCUCUACAGCGGCCACCUCCACUGCCACCACAGCUAUAGUGCCCACGGCCAGCACCUCUAAAACCACAGCCCCCACUGCCUCUGCCAUCACUGCUACAGUGCCCACUGCCUCUACGGCCUCCAGCACCACCUCCACUGCUGUGCCAACAACCACACAGACCAGAACACAGAUGGGCAGCACAGGGGUUACCGGGUCCCCUGCCAGCAGUGCCACACCAGUGCCUGCCUUUUCCACGGGACUCACGACCCGAGUGACAUACUCGAGUCCAGGCCACACAGGCACACCCCCAACAUCUCCUCCAGGAUCCACAGGGUCCACCACCCCGGGGACAGCCACGUCGGUCCUCCCGACUCAAAAACCCUCACAGGAGCCCACCUCGGUGUUGACAACGACUCAAACCUCCACAGCUCGGCUGCCGACAGAAACAUCCCUGAGCACAACAGGCACCCCUCCCACCAGCAUGCUUCCCACCCAGCUCCCCAAGACCGGCACCCCAGCCCUGACUACGGCCACCACAGGGGCCUCCACCAGCCAGGGCACGACCAUCUGUGAACGCAAGUGCCAGUGGACAGAAUGGUUCGACGUGGACUACCCAAAGUACGAGGAGGCUGGGGGCGACUUCGAGACCUACGAGAAGAUCAGGGGUGUGGGCGGGGCUGUGUGCGAGCAGCCCCAAGAUAUAGAGUGUGAGGCUGAGAACUACCCUGGCCAGAAACCGGAGGAGGUGGGCCAGCGAGUGCACUGCGACGUCCGCUUCGGCCUGGUCUGCAGGAACGACGAGCAACUGGGCCUGUUCAAGAUGUGCUACAACUACAGAAUGCGUGUGCUGUGCUGUAGGUACAGCCACUGCAGGGUGCCCACGUCCACCACGUCCCCCACGGCCACGGCCUCCCCCUCCACAGCCACUGCUGCCACGGCCACCACUGCGACGGUGCCCACGGCCACCACUGUGACUGCCACCACGGCGACAGUGCCAACAGCCACCCCCUCCAUAGUCACUGCCACCACGGCGACAGUGCCCACGGCCACCACUGUGACUGCCACCACUGCUACAGUGCCAACAGCCACCCCCUCCAUAGUCACGGCCACCACUGCAACAGUGCCCACGGCCAGCACCUCCAUAGUCACUGCCACCACGGCGACGGUGCCCACGGCCACCACUGUGACUGCCACCACGGCGACAGUGCCCACAGCCAGCACCUCCAUAGUCACUGCCACCACGGCGACGGUGCCCACGGCCACCACUGUGACUGCCACCACUGCUACAGUGCCAACAGCCACCCCCUCCAUAGUCACGGCCACCACGGCGACGGUGCCCACGGCCACCACUGUGACUGCCACCACUGCUACAGUGCCAACAGCCACCCCCUCCAUAGUCACGGCCACCACUGCAACAGUGCCCACGGCCACCACUGUGACUGCCACCACUGCUACAGUGCCAACAGCCACCCCCUCCAUAGUCACUGCCACCACGGCGACGGUGCCCACGGCCACCACUGUGACUGCCACCACUGCUACAGUGCCAACAGCCACCCCCUCCAUAGUCACGGCCACCACUGCAACAGUGCCCACGGCCACCACUGUGACUGCCACCACUGCUACAGUGCCAACAGCCACCCCCUCCAUAGUCACUGCCACCACGGCGACGGUGCCCACGGCCAGCACCUCCAUAGUCACGGCCACCACGGCGACGGUGCCCACAGCCACCACUGUGACUGCCACCACGGCGACAGUGCCCACAGCCAGCACCUCCAUAGUCACUGCCACCACGGCGACGGUGCCCACGGCCACCACUGUGACUGCCACCACUGCUACAGUGCCAACAGCCACCCCCUCCAUAGUCACGGCCACCACUGCGACAGUGCCCACGGCCACCACCCCCUCCAUAGCCACUGCCACCACUGCUAGAGUGCCCACAGCCACUGGGAUCACCUCGACAGCCAGCAUCUCUACAGCGGCCACCUCCACUGCCACCACAGCGACAGUGCCCACGGCCAGCACCUCUAAAACCGCAGCCCCCACUGCCGCUGCCAUCACUGCUACAGUGCCCACUGCCGCCAUCUACACUGGCACAGCUCCCACUGCCUCUACGGCCUCCAGCACCACCUCCACUGCUGUGCCAACAACCACACAGACCAGAACACAGAUGGGCAGCACAGGGGUUACCGGGUCCCCUGCCAGCAGUGCCACACCAGUGCCUGCCUUUUCCACGGGACUCACGACCCGAGUGACAUACUCGAGUCCAGGCCACACAGGCACACCCCCAACAUCUCCUCCAGGAUCCACAGGGUCCACCACCCCGGGGACAGCCACGUCGGUCCUCCCGACUCAAAAACCCUCACAGGAGCCCACCUCGGUGUUGACAACGACUCAAACCUCCACAGCUCGGCUGCCGACAGAAACAUCCCUGAGCACAACAGGCACCCCUCCCACCAGCAUGCUUCCCACCCAGCUCCCCAAGACCGGCACCCCAGCCCUGACUACGGCCACCACAGGGGCCUCCACCAGCCAGGGCACGACCAUCUGUGAACGUAAGUGCCAGUGGACAGAAUGGUUCGACGUGGACUACCCAAAGUACGAGGAGGCUGGGGGCGACUUCGAGACCUACGAGAAGAUCAGGGGCGUGGGCGGGGCUGUGUGCGAGCAGCCCCAAGAUAUAGAGUGUGAGGCUGAGAACUACCCUGGCCAGAAACCGGAGGAGGUGGGCCAGCGAGUGCACUGCGACGUCCGCUUCGGCCUGGUCUGCAGGAACGACGAGCAACUGGGCCUGUUCAAGAUGUGCUACAACUACAGAAUGCGUGUGCUGUGCUGUAGGUACAGCCACUGCAGGGUGCCCACGUCCACCACGUCCCCCACGGCCACGGCCUCCCCCUCCACAGCCACUGCUGCCACGGCCACCACUGCGACGGUGCCCACGGCCACCACUGUGACUGCCACCACUGCUACAGUGCCAACAGCCACCCCCUCCAUAGUCACUGCCACCACGGCGACGGUGCCCACGGCCACCACUGUGACUGCCACCACUGCUACAGUGCCAACAGCCACCCCCUCCAUAGUCACGGCCACCACUGCAACAGUGCCCACGGCCACCACUGUGACUGCCACCACUGCGACAGUGCCCACGGCCACCACUGUGACUGCCACCACUGCGACAGUGCCCACGGCCACCACUGUGACUGCCACCACUGCAACAGUACCCACGGCCACCACUGCUACAGUGCCCACGGUCACCUCUGAGACUUCCACCACUGCCACUUCCACCACUGCUAGAUUGCCCACAGCCACCACCGUGAUAGCCACCACUCCUACAGUACCUACAGUUACCACUGCGACUGCUGCCACUGCAACAGUGCCCACGGCCACCACUGGGACUGCCACCACUGCGACGGUGCCCACGGCCACCACUGGGACUGCCACCACUGCCACCACUCCUACAGUGCCCACAGCGACUGCCUCCACAGCCACCAUCCCUAUAGCCACCAUCUACACCGGCACAGCUCCCACUGCCUCUACGGCCUCCAGUACCACCUCCACUGCUGUGCCAACAACCACACAGACCAGAACACAGGUGGGGAGCACAGGGGUUACCAGGUCCCCUGCCAGCAGUGCCACACCAGUGCCUACCCUUUCCAGAGGACUCACGACCCGAGUGACAUACUCGAGUCCAGGCCACACAGGCACACCCCCAACAUCUCCUCCAGGAUCCACAGGGUCCACCACCCCGGGGACAGCCACGUCAGUCCUCCCGACUCAAAAACCUUCACAGGGGCCCACCUCAGUGUUGACAACGACUCAAACCUCCACAGCUCGGCCGCUGACAGAAACAUCCCUGAGCACAACAGGCACCCCUCCCACCAGCAUGCUGCCCACCCAGAUCCCCAAGACCAGCACCCCAGCCCCGACUAUGGCCACCACUGGGGCCUCCACCAGCCAGGGCAUGACCAGCUGUCAACCCAAGUGCCAGUGGACUGAGUGGUUUGAUGUGGACUUCCCCACCUCGGGGGUCAUGGGUGGAGACAUAGAGACCUAUGACAAUAUCCGGGCUGCGGGUGGCAAAAUGUGCCAGCAGCCAGAGAAGAUUGAAUGUCGGGCAGAGAACUACCCUGAGGUCAGCAUCGACCAGAUUGGGCAGGUGCUCAGCUGCAGCCUGGAGACAGGGUUGGUGUGUAGGAACGAGGACCAGAAGGGCCCAUUCACCAUGUGUUUCAACUACAACAUCCGUGUCUACUGCUGUGAUGAUGUCCGACACUGCCCCACCACAGCCACCCCAGGCCUCCAGUCCACUUCCCUGCCCCCUAGCAGCUCCACAGGAAUGGGGCCAUGGACCUCGACCUCCAUGACGACCUGGCCCCAAAUCUCUUCCUCCAUGGUCCUGCCCAUGACCCCCAAGCCAACUUUGACUGGUGCCCCCUCCACAGUCACUCUGGUGACUUCCCACAUUCUUGAGUCCACCUCUGUGAUCAACCUGCCCCCCAGCCCAGUGAUGCCCACCACUCGGGCCACCACCCACACCCACUUCCUGCCACCCACAACCUCCAAGGGCACUACACAAGUCACAAAGCUUCCCAUCAGGCCCUCUGAGACCACGACCAGACCCCCAGUCACCACACUCAGCACAGGCCAGGCUACUUCCAGCACAGGGGUGAGCACCAGAACCUCCCUAUCCCCUCCGGGGCCUGAGCCCAGCACCUCCUCACUGGGCACCUCCCUGGGCCCCACCACCACCACCACCACCAGCUCUGUGGCCACUUUGUCCUCCCCAAAGACCCACACCUCUGGGACCACCUUGGUCCCCACACCCCCAGGGACUGAGUCCACAGCCUGUGAGCGUCAGUGUGCCUGGACAGACUGGAUGGACCAGAGCUACCCAAUGCCAGGGGCUAAUGGGGGUGACUUUGAGACCUAUGCUAACAUCCGGGCGGCCGGUGGGACUAUCUGCGAGCAGCCUCUGAGGCUGGAGUGUCGGGCUGAGGAGCUGCCCAACAUGCCCCUGCAGGACCUGGGCCAGGUGGUAGAGUGCCAGCUAGAGGUGGGCCUGGUGUGCCGGAACCAGGACCAGAGUGGACAGAUGUGCUUCAACUACCAGAUCCGCUUGCUCUGCUGUGACAAGAGCCACUGCCCCAGCACGGCCAUCACCACCUCCACCCCCACCAGUGUGACAGGACUCUCCUCCACAGCGACCUCAGAAAGGGUCUCCAUGCCCACCACAGUGACAGGACCCUCCUCCACAGUGACCACCGAGAGGACCUCCACCCCCACCAGUGUGACAGGACCCUCCUCCACAGCGACCACCGAGAGGACCUCCACCCCCACCAGUGUGACAGGACCCUCCUCCACAGCGACCACUGAGAGGACCUCCACCCCUACCAGUGUGACAGGACCCUUCUCCACGGGGACCACUGAGAGGAUCUCCACCCCCACCAGUGUGACAGGACCCUCCUCCACAGCGACCACCGAGAGGACCUCCACCCCCACCAGUGUGACAGGACCCUCCUCCACAGCGACCACCGAGAGGACCUCCACCCCCACCAGUGUGACAGGACCCUCCUCCACAGCGACCUCAGAAAGGGUCUCCACGCCCACCACAGUGACAGGACCCUCCUCCACAGUGACCACCAAGAGGACCUCCACCCCCACCAGUGUGACAGGACCCUCCUCCACAGCGACCUCAGAAAGGGUCUCCACGCCCACCACAGUGACAGGACCCUCCUCUACAGCAACCACCAAGAGGACCUCCACCCCAACUAGUGUGACAGGACCCUCCUCCACAGCAACCACUGAGAGGACCUCCACCCCCACCAGUGUGACAGGACCCUCCUCCACAGUGACCACUGAGAGGACCUCCACCCCCACCAGUGUGACAGGACCUUCCUCCACAGUGACCUCAGAAAGGGUCUCCACGCCCACCACAGUGACAGGACCCUCCUCCACAGCAACCACUAAGAGGACCUCCACCCCCACCAGUGUGACAGGACCCUCCUCCACAGCGACCACAGAGAGGACCUCCACCCCCACCAGUGUGACAACUCUGUCCUCCACAGUAACCACUGCGACGGUCUCCACCCCGUCCAGUGUGACAGGACUCUCCUCCAGAGCAACCACAAAGAGGACCUCCACCCCCACCAGUGUGACAGGACCCUCCUCCACAGCGACCUCAGAAAGGGUCUCCACGCCCACCACAGUGACAGGACCUUCCUCCACAGUGACCACCAAGAGAGUCUCCACCCCCACCAGUGUGACAGGACACUCCUCCACAGCGACCAUAGAGAGGACCUCCACCCCCACGAGUGUGACAGGACCCUCCUCCUCAGCGACCUCAGAAAGGGUCUCCACGCCCACCACAGUGACAAGACCUUCCUCCACAGUGACCACCAAGAGAGUCUCCACCCCCACCAGUGUGACAGGACCUUCCUCCACAGCGACCACCAAGAGAGUCUCCAUCCCCACCAGUGUGACAGGACCCUCCUCCACAGUGACCUCAGAAAGGGUCUCCACGCCCACCACAGUGACAGGACCCUCCUCCACAGUGACCUCAGAAAGGGUCUCCACACCCACCACAGUGACAGGACCUUCCUCCACAGUGACCACCAAGAGAGUCUCCACCCCCACCAGUGUGACAGGACCUUCCUCCACAGCGACCACCAAGAGAGUCUCCAUCCCCACCAGUGUGACAGGACCCUCCUCCACAGUGACCACCGAGAGGACCUCCACCCCCACCAGUGUGACAGCUCCCUUCUCCACAGUGACCACUGAGAGGACCUCCACCCCCACCAGUGUGACAGGACCCUCCUCCACAGUGACCACCAAGAGGACCUCCACCCCUAUCAGUGUGACAGGACCCUCCUCCACAGUGACCACAGAGAGGACCUCCACCCCCACCAGUGUGACAGGACCCUCCUCCACAGCGACCACAGAGAGGACCUCCACCCCUAUCAGUGUGACAGGACCCUCCUCCACAGUGACCACAGAGAGGACCUCCACCCCCACCAGUGUGACAGGACCCUCCUCCACAGUGACCACCAAGAGGACCUCCACCCCUAUCAGUGUGACAGGACCCUCCUCCACAGUGACCACAGAGAGGACCUCCACCCCCACCAGUGUGACAGGACCCUCCUCCACAGCGACCACAGAGAGGACCUCCACCCCUAUCAGUGUGACAGGACCCUCCUCCACAGUGACCACAGAGAGGACCUCCACCCCCACCAGUGUGACAGGACCCUCCUCCACAGUGAUCACCGAGAGGACCUCCACCCCCACCAGUGUGACAGGACCCUCCUCCUCAGCGACCUUAGAAAGGGUCUCCAUGCCCACCACAGUGACAGGACCUUCCUCCACAGUGACCACCAAGAGGGUCUCCACCCCCACCAGUGUGACAGGACCUUCCUCCACAGCAACCACACAGAGAACCUCCACCCCCACCGGUGUGACAACUCCAUCCUCCACAGUAACCACUGCGACAGUCUCCACCCCGUCCAGUGUGACAGGACCCUCCUCCACAGCGACCACUGAGAGGACCUCCACCCCCACCAGUGUGACAGGACCCUCCUCCACAGUGACCACUGAGAGGACCUCCACCCCCACCAGUGUGACAGCUCCCUUCUCCACGGGGACCACUGAGAGGACUUCCACCCCCACGAGUGUGACAGGACCCUCCUCCACAGCGACCACUGAGAGGACCUCCACUCCCACCAGUGUGACAGGACCCUCCUCCACAGUGACCUCAGAAAGGGUCUCCACGCCCACCACAGUGACAGGACCUUCCUCCACAGUGACCACCAAGAGAGUCUCCACCCCCACCAGUGUGACAGGACCUUCCUCCACAGUGACCACCAAGAGAGUCUCCACCCCCACCAGUGUGACAGGACCUUCCCCCAUAGUGACCACAGAGAGGACCUCCACCCCCACCAGUGUGACAGGACCCUCCUCCACAGUGAUCACCGAGAGGACCUCCACCCCCACCAGUGUGACAGGACCCUCCUCCUCAGCGACCUUAGAAAGGGUCUCCACGCCCACCACAGUGACAGGACCUUCCUCCACAGUGACCACCAAGAGGGUCUCCACCCCCACCAGUGUGACAGGACCCUCCUCCACAGCGACCACUGAGAGGACCUCCACUCCCACCAGUGUGACAGGACCCUCCUCCACAGCGACCUCAGAAAGGGUAACCACGCCCACCACAGUGACAGGACCUUCCUCCACAGGGACCACCAAGACAGUCUCCACCCUCACCAGUGUGACAGGACCUUCCUCCACAGUGACCACCAAGAGAAUCUCCACCCCCACCAGUGUGACAGGACCUUCCUCCAUAGUGACCACAGAGAGGACCUCCACCCCCACCAGUGUGACAGGACCUUCCUCCACAGUGACCACCAAGAGAAUCUCCACCCCCACCAGUGUGACAGGACCUUCCUCCAAAGCUACCAUUGAGGGGACCUCCACCCCCACCAGUGUGACAGCUCCCUUCUCCACGGGGACCACUGAGAGGACCUCCACCCCCACGAAUGUGACAGGACCCUCCUCCACAGUGACCACUGAGAGGACCUCCACUCCCACCAGUGUGACAGGACCCUCCUCCAAAGCAACCUCAGAAAGGGUCUCCACGCCCACGAGUGUGACAGGACCCUCCUCCACAGCGACCAUUGAGGGGAUCUCCACCCCCACCAGUGUGACAGCUCCCUUCUCCACGGGGACCACUGAGAGGACCUCCACCCCCACGAGUGUGACAGGACCCCCCUCCAAAGCGACCACUGAGAGGACCUCCACCCCCAAGUGUGACAGCUCCCUUCUUCACGGGGAUCACUGAGAGGACCUCCACCCCCACCAGUGUGACAGGACCCCCCUCCAAAGCGACCACUGAGAGGACCUCCACCCUCACCAGUGUGACAGCUCCCUCACAGGGACCACAGAGAGGGUCUCCACCCCCACGAGUGGGGCAGGACCCUCCUCCACAGCAACCUCAGAAAGGGUCUCCACCCCCACCAGUGUGACAGGACCCUCCUCCACAGCGACCACUGAGAGGGUCUACCCCCACCAGUGUGACAGCUCCCUUCUUCACGGGGAUCACUGAGAGGACCUCCACUCCCACCAGUGUGACAGGACCCUCCUCCAAGCAACCUCGGAAAGGGUCUCCACACCCACGAGUGUGACAGCUCCCUUCUUCACAGCGACCAGCAGGAGGACCUCCACCCCCACCAGUGUGACAGCUCCCUCCUCCAUAGGGACCACCGAGAGGGUGUCCAUCCCUAGUCCCUCUGCCUUCCCAGGGUCCUCACCCAUGACCACCAAGCCAGGCUUGUCCAGUAUCUCACCCACAGUUCACCCGCUGACCUCCCCCUUAUCGACUACUCCUGGGUCUCCACCCACUACCCCAGCCUGGUCCUCAGAGACCUCUGGCAGCCUGAUGCCCUCCAUUGUCCCCCCGACCUCGUCUGGGCCAACCACACCCUGCCUUUGUCACGCCUUUGGGAAGUUCUUCCUACCAGGGGACAUUGUCUACAACAAGACAGAUGGGGCAGGCUGCCCCUUCUUAGCCAUCUGCAACCAGAACUGUGACCUUGACCGCUUCCAGGGCACCUGCCCUACCUCCUCACCCCCAGGAACCUCAGCCUCUGUGCCCUCAACCACCCCAGUUGUUGGCUGUGAUCGCACAAUCCCUCCUCGAAAGGUGAAUGAGUCCUGGUUCCUGGAGGACUGCACGGUGGCCCGUUGUGAAGGUGACAACCGUAUCAUCCUGCUGGGACCCCGGCCGAUGAACAGCAUCACCUGUGUGAAUGGGCACCUGCCCGUGAAGGUGCAGAAUCAGAGCCAUCCUUGUGACUACCGCUACGAGUGCAAGUGCGUCUGCAGUGGCUGGGGGGGCACCCACUACGAGACCUUCGACGGCACCUCCUACUCCUUCCUGGACAACUGCACCUACGUCCUCGUGCGCGAGAUCCAGCCGCGCUACGGCAACCUCCGCAUCUUGCUGCACAACCGCUUCUGUGAGGCCGCUGCCCACUGCCCCCGCGCUCUGAGCAUCCACUACCAGCCCAUGGACAUCGUCCUCUCCACCGCCACCGGCGCCGGUGGGCAGGAGGAAAGCCUGAUCCUGUUGAACCAAACGCGGGUGAGGCAGAGCUUCAGCAAGAACGGCGUGACCGUGACCCUGACCGGGGCCACCGGAAUGCGUGUUGAUAUUCCCUCCGUCGGUGUCAGCAUCACCUUCAACGGGCGGGUCUUCCAGGCCCGGCUCUCGUACAGCCGCUUCAAUCACAACACCGAGGGCCAGUGCGGCACCUGCACCAACAACCGCAGGGACGAAUGUCGCCGGCCUGACGGCACCAUGGCCCGCACCUGCCAGGACAUGGCCCGGUCCUGGCUGGUCUCUGAGAGCAGCGGGGAGGGCUGUGGGGUGCCCACUGGCCUGCCCACAACCACCAGCCCCCUCUUGCCGGGAACCAGCACGCCUGCCAUCCAGCCAUCGUGCCCCCCAGAGCCCCUCUGCGAGCUGUUGCUGAGCCCGGUCUUCGCCGGGUGCCACAGCCUCAUCCCACCUGGCCCGUACUUCAACGCCUGUGUCAGUGACAGCUGCUGGCCCGGCCGCGGCCGUGCAGUGCUCUGCCAGAGCCUGGAGGCCUACGCAGAGCUCUGCCGCUCCCGGGGCGUCUGCCCCGACUGGCGCAACGCCACCCACGGGCUGUGCGACCUCGCCUGCCCGCCCACCAAGGUGUACAAGUCGUGUGGCCCCGUGCAGCCGGAGUCCUGCGACUCCAGGAGCCAGAGCCCGCUGAGUGUGGAGCUGGCAGAGGGCUGCUUCUGUCCCGACGGCCACAUCCUCUUCAACUCCCACAGGGACAUCUGUGUGCCUGAGUGCCCCUGUGUGGGACCAGACGGGCUUCCCAAAUUCCCUGGAGAGUGGUGGGUCAGCAACUGCCAGGACUGUGUGUGUGACAAGGGCACCGUGUCAGUGCAGUGCACACCCGUGGAGUGCCCGGCCCCAGACCAGCCGCAGGAAUGCGGCCGAGCCGGCUUCAUGGCCGUGAGCAGGCCUCUGGUGGACAAACCAUGCUGCGUGGAGACUCUGUGUGUCUGCAAUGCAAGCACGUGCCCCCAGAGCCCACCUGCGUGUGGGCUGGGAGAGAAGCUGGUCCGCACCCAGGUGGAGGAUGACUGUUGCCCCACCUUCAGCUGCAGCCCUCUGCUGUGCACCUUCAAUGGCACGUUCUACGGGGUCGGUGCAACCUUCCCAGGGGUCACUCCGUGCCACACGUGCACCUGUCUGUCCAUGGACAGUGAGGACCCGACUGUAUGGUGUGAGGAGGAGGCCUGCAACACCACCUGCGUCCAGGGCUUUGAGUACUCCACGGUGGCAGGGCAGUGCUGUGGGGAGUGCGUGCAGACCACCUGCCUCACACCGGAUGGCCAGCUGGUCCAGCUCAACGAGACCUGGGUCAACAGCCUCGUGGACAACUGCACGGAGUACCACUGCCAGGCCACGGACGGACCCCCUAUGCUGACCCCAACGCCUGUGGUCUGCCCCGACGUGUCCACCUGCAAGGGCAUCCUCAAGAAAAUUGGCUGCUGCUACUCUUGUGUGCAAACGGACACCUGCCAGGUCCACGCCAACAUGACGGUCCUUCGACACCGGGGCUGCGUCACCCAGGCCGCCGUCAGGGUCUCUUUCUGCGAGGGCUCUUGCCCGGAAGUGUCCCGGUACUCCAUGGAGGCACAGGCCGGGCAGUGCCGCUGCACCUGCUGCCAGGAGACCAGGACCCACCAGGAGGUGGUGACCAUGCAGUGCCCCGACGGGACGGCCUUCCAGCACACCUACACCCACGUGGACGAGUGCAGCUGCGUCCCGGCCUGUGCGUCCUUGCCCCAGGUUCUUGAGGAUAGCGCAUCCACCUUCCCGUUCUUGGGGUCCACCACUGUCUGACGUUCUGCGCGCCCCCAGACACCCCCACCACCGUGGAAACCACGGGCGCCCACGUACACCUUCCAUGGUACCACUGCCCCCGCCCUCUUUGCACUUGCCCGGUGAAGCCUGGGCCCUGCAGGGUGACAGCGCAGUGGGGGUUGGCUUGAGGAGGACCCCGGGCGGGGGUCUGCCCUCAGAGCCCCUCGCACCUGUUUGGCCACCUCCCUGGCCAUCAGGGUCAGAUGACGCUCAUCUGGAACACGAGCACAUCCAGGCGUUGACCCCAGUCAGUGUCAGAAGGACGCCGUGGAGAAAACCGCACACCCCCCGCUGUGCUCGGGGUCCCACCAGGGCCUCUGUGCCCCUCGAAGCCCCCGGGGCACAGACCCCCACUGGCUACCUCCUGCAGCGAACCACAGACUGAGGCCGGGCUAGGCAAGGCCGGCUGCCUCCAGGGAGCUGCGUCAGGCAGGCUGGGUGCCUGCCGGUGUCUGGACCCUGAUCUGAGGCUACGAGGGCCAAGGGGCGGGCCAGGGAGGGGUUGGUCCCCACAGCACCCUCUGUGUUCACGCAGCCCCGGUCUUGCAAAUAAA
Messenger RNA from Cervus elaphus (red deer), 20474 nucleotides. RefSeq names its product mucin 5B, oligomeric mucus/gel-forming (gene MUC5B). Gene Ontology annotation, molecular function: protein binding. Gene Ontology annotation, cellular component: extracellular matrix. The record is from RefSeq and is a predicted model, not a curated record. Lineage: Eukaryota; Metazoa; Chordata; Mammalia; Artiodactyla; Cervidae.